This is a messenger RNA of Pterocles gutturalis (yellow-throated sandgrouse), 1591 nucleotides long. RefSeq names its product polypeptide N-acetylgalactosaminyltransferase 15 (gene GALNT15). Gene Ontology annotation, cellular component: Golgi apparatus. The annotation marks the transcript as partial. Lineage: Eukaryota; Metazoa; Chordata; Aves; Pterocliformes; Pteroclidae. The record is from RefSeq and is a predicted model, not a curated record. The transcript has 9 exons.
GUGCCUGCAGCAAGAAUAUGACUCCAGUCUGCCUACUGCUAGUAUCAUCAUCUGUUUCCAUGACGAAGCCUGGUCUACUCUGCUGAGAACCGUGCACAACAUCAUGGACACAGCCCCAAAGGCCUCCCUCAAGGAUAUCAUCCUAGUCGAUGAUCUCAGCCAGCAAGGGUCCCUGAAGUCAGCUCUGAGUGAAUACAUCUCUAAACUGGACGGUGUGAAACUCAUCCGGAGCAACAAGAGGCUGGGAGUCAUCCGAGGUCGGAUGCUAGGAGCUGCACGGGCAACCGGGGAUGUUCUCAUUUUCAUGGAUUCACACUGCGAGUGUCAGAAGGGCUGGCUGGAACCCCUCCUAGCCAGGCUGUCCAGCAACCGAAACAGUGUCGUCUCCCCUGUCAUAGAUGUCAUAGACUGGAAGACUUUUCAGUACUAUCAUUCUGUGAGCCUGCAUCGAGGUGUUUUUGAUUGGAAACUAGAUUUUCAUUGGGAACCAGUGCCAGAGCAUGAAGAGAAGGUACGACAGUCUCCCAUCAGCCCUAUCAGGAGUCCCGUGGUAGCUGGUGCAGUGGUGGCCAUGGACCGACAUUACUUUCAAAACACUGGAGCUUAUGAUUCUGACAUGACCAUGUGGGGAGCAGAAAAUCUGGAGCUCUCUAUAAGGACCUGGCUCUGUGGUGGCUCUGUAGAAAUUAUUCCAUGCUCCCGAGUUGGGCAUGUCUAUCGAAAUCACUUUCCCCGUGCUUUCUCCUAUGAAGAGGCUAUUGUGAGGAACAAAAUCCGAAUAGCAGAGACCUGGCUGGGGUCUUUUAAAGAGCACUUCUACAAGCACGACACAGUGGCUUUCUUAAUCAGCAAGGCAGAGAAGCCAGACUGCAGUGAGCGCCUUCAGCUACAGAAGAGACUGGGCUGUAGAAAUUUCCAAUGGUUUAUAUCAAAUGUGUAUCCUGAACUCUCCCAAUCCGAAGACACACCAAGAUUCUCUGGCAAGCUUUACAAUACUGGUGUUGGCUUCUGUGCAGAUUACAGACCUGGAAGAGCCAUUGCAGAAGGCUCUAUUGAACUCUCCCCUUGCAGCGACAGCUUCACCCAGCACUUUGAAUAUAACAGCAUGAAGGAAAUCCGGCUUGGUUCUGCUCCGCUGUUUUGCUUUGAUGUUAGACACGGGAAGGUCAUCCCUCAAAACUGUACAAAGGAGACAGACAACAGCCACCAGCUCUGGGAUGUCCAGGAGAAUGGAAUGAUUGUCCAUGUCCUUUCUGGCAAAUGCAUAGAGGCAGUGAAGAGUGAAGAUGAGAAGGACUUGUUUUUGUGUGCAUGUAACAAGAAUGCAAAUCAGGUGUGGCACUUUGAACGUUCCCAUGGGCUACAUCUGAGAUGACUGACUUGUCUCUGUGGAGGUCAAAAUUUAACAUUACUUCUGUUUGGGAUUCAAGAUAUAUUUCCUGCAUGGACAAGAAAGAUGUUUGUGUUUGCUGUAUCAUGCAGGGAAGUUAGGAAGAUCUCUCCUGUGAAAGCCUGGCUCAAAUAGCUGCCACCAGUUCCUGGUUUAUUCAGCUCUAGCUAAAAUUUCUGUUUAUUCUGUGAAACAGAGAAU